Capra hircus (goat) is the source of this 1167-nucleotide messenger RNA. It is a transcript of the gene TMEM217, whose product is annotated as transmembrane protein 217. The coding region runs from base 103 to 681 and encodes 192 amino acids. The transcript has a single exon. The record is from RefSeq and is a predicted model, not a curated record. NCBI's taxonomy places the organism in Eukaryota, Metazoa, Chordata, Mammalia, Artiodactyla, Bovidae.
AAUUGGGGGAAGGAGGCAGAAGCCCUGGGUAAUUUACCACAUUGGCAGGAAUGAGAAUUAUCCCCGGCCCCGCUCUUGUUUGUCUUCACAGGAAGUCUCAGCAUGAAACAGCAGCACUGGUGUGGCAUGACCGCCAAAAUGGGCUCCCUGUUGUCAGGGGUCUUUACCAUCACCUCCGUGGACUUGUACCUCAUCUUUGAACAGAAGUACCUAAGGAGAAACAAUUGCACUGAGCAGAUGUCACAGAUCAAGAGCACAAGUAUCCUGAUAAAACUGUUCAUCAUCUGCUGGAGCCUGACUAUCGUUGUCUUCCUAUCUUUCAUCACCAUCCUCAUCAGCUGCUUGCUGCUAUACUCAGUGUACACCCACAUGCACAGGGGCCUGGUAAUCUACGUCGUUUGGAUCCUUUUCUACGAAACUGUAAACAUUGUGGUACAAUGCCUUACCAAUGACGGUUCUUCCAUGGCGGAGGUCAGAAUCAUGCGCUGGUUUGGUCUGGUGUCCCGUAUAUGCAUGCACUGUUUCUGGAUGUUCUUUGUCAUCACUUACGCCUACAUGAUCUACAAAAAUAAAAGCCAGGGCAAUAUCAUCUCCUACAACAGACGUGUUUCUACCAGCAGUGGAGACUUCCUGCCGCGGAAAUCCAAGAUAAUCAACUUUUCCCGCCGCUACAGUGAGUAACAUGGCCCUGUUCCACAAUAGGUUCUCAUGGUAGUUCAUUUUCCGUCUCAUUCACUUUUCAGCAAGCAGAGACUCUACUGCCACCCUUUUCGGGGAGAUACAGUGAGAAAAGGGAUUACCAUCACAACUGGAACGCCUUGCUUGUAGAGGAUGUUUAAUUAGAGGACGUUGUUAUUUAUCAAGCUCUCCUUGACUUCCUCUUUCCUUUUCUUGUCAGUACCGCCUUAUUGGUCAAAAUGAAGAGAAGCAGGGAUGAAAUGAAGCUGAAUUGCAGUCUGGCAAUCGUUUCAUCUUAGUGUGUCUUCAUCAGCCUUCAACUCACAGGUCUCUGAUGUAACCCUAGAAUAGGUAAACCUGUAUUUAUAUCCCAGAUUGUUGUAGCAAAAAAUAUAUCACUGGGGUCUUGAGGUGGUUUUCUGCUGCUUUUUCUCCCUGUGUCGUCUAUACUGUAUUCCAGAUAAGUAAAAGAAUAAAAACAGAGACAAA